CGAUGUUGGAAGCGUCUGCAUCCUAGGUCUAGUGAAAACAGAUAUAGGCGAUUCACAAAGCGGCGCGAAGGAACAUUACUUUUAAAGCACCCUGUUCGGUCCUCUUCUCUUGAUCUGGCUCAACUUCGAAGGAAUGCAUCACAGCUCAAGCCAAAGGACAAGUUCUUUGGUUGGCUGCCCCCGGAGAUUCGACGUCGAAUUCUGGUCUGCGCCUUUGGCGAACGCACUGUCCAUAUUGAUUUAUCCUACACACUGAUAACUAGGCCUUACCAAGCAGGCUAUGUUGGUGUAUCAGCUGCGAGGACGCAUGCCGGACUGCUGCCACGGUCUGAUUACCAUCAGAUGUACGAUGGCGAAUGGCAAUGGCAGUGGUAUGGCUGUGUCUGUCAUCGUUCUGGUCCAGAAGAAAUGACACUGUCUUUAGGGAGAUUUCGCAGCUCUCCUGGCAUAGAUAGGCGAAGAUUUACCUGGACAGCCUGUCUGGAGGGGGGAGGAGUUUGCCAAGCUUGGCCUGGGAAUCAACCUGAUAAAUGUCGACUGGAAUGCUUAGGUUGGCUAUUAACAUCCAAACAAGCAUACAUCGAAGGCAUGGAAGUGAUCUAUGGAACAAACACCAUAAACUUUUCGUCAUCCGAAAUCAUGCUUUCGUCUCCGAGCAUACUACCUCCCAACAUCCUCAGGUCGAUUAGAUCACUAGAGCUGGCGAUCGACACGCAGAGGUCGCCUCUCAAAUACGCAUUUAGGGAUCCGGAAUUCUUUUCACCCAGCCUGCACACAGUACCCAUAUUCCCAAGCCUUCUAUAUCUCCGUAUAUCCCUUUUUAGUUGGGACCUAGAUAUUUGGUUUAGGAGGAAGGACUUGCUUCACCAUUAUGGCCCUAAUCGUGAACUGUGGCUUCAAUUAAUCCCAGCAAACGUGUCUAUCAUGCUACACAGGAUCGAUAGUUUUUUGGAAAGAAUAGCGCCACCCACGGCAGAAGUUACGGUGGAUUGGAACCUUACCGGCUACGACACCUUGAGCAAUGUACUCCUCAGCGAACGCCUGGACCAAGCAUCACUGCACAUACAAGAAUACGAAUCUGGAGGGAGAAAAUAUUGGCGACAAACUUCCACUUCUAUAGCCAAUAUCCCUACUGGGGAUACAAAUUGCCUUGGCAUUACAGGUGGCCCAGGCAAACGCCAGGGCUAUUGGAUUUACUGUGAUGAAGCAGAAGAUGACGAU
This is a messenger RNA of Clonostachys solani, 1221 nucleotides long. The record is from the annotation of a GenBank genome assembly. NCBI's taxonomy places the organism in Eukaryota, Fungi, Ascomycota, Sordariomycetes, Hypocreales, Bionectriaceae.